AUGCAGUUUGUAAAAUACUUUGAAGGUAAUUUCUUAAAAAUAGUAAGGAGAAAUUUUUCAAGGGAUGGGGAAAAGGGAUUAAAACCCUCCUCAUUAAGAGUAAAGAGUGUUAAAAAAAAUUUUAACGAUAUUAUUAAUAAAUACUUUCCAAAUAGAGUUCUAAAAAGGAAAAAUAAGGAACCAUGUAAAAGUUACAGGAUUGAUGAAAAGUUUUAUCUGUCUGCGAAGGUAGAAAGACAAGUUAAGUUUUUGCCGACAGGUUAUGAAAUGGGGGCGAGGUCACAAGAGGGGGAAGAGUACAACGAUGAAGAGAAAAAUACGGAUGAAACAAAUGAAAGAGAAAAUAAUGGAGUUCAAAGAGGAAAUAAUAGUAAUGAUAUCGUCAAAUGGGAAGGUGAACAUAUUUGUAAAGAGGAUGAGAAAAGAAAGGACAUACAAGAAAUUUCGAAGGAGGAGUAUAAUAUUCAAAAAUACAAAAAUAAAAUACAUAAAAGAAUAUGGAUGUGUUUGAAGAGGAAUAAUGAAAAGGAGUUUGAAAACUGUUAUAAUAUGUUAGUUAAUUAUCCAUUAAAAGAUGAAGUUUCUUAUAGUAUAUUAUUACAUGGAAAUUUAAUAAUAUCAGAUGGGAAUAAUAUACAAAAUAGUUUUAAAGUAUUAAAUGAAAUGAAAGAAAAAAAAGUACAUUGCUCUUUAAUUCGGUUUAAUGAAAGACUACUACACAGUUAUUACGAACUAACAAAAUUAAAUGCAAAACCGAAUAAAAAGCAAUGGUUAAAAGUUUUAAGGACAGUCUGGUUUACUUCUGCUCUAAUUAAAGCAAGGAGGCAGAGAUUUAUUUUACGCAAAGUAAAAAAUAUUAAAGACGACAAUUCAGUUGCGUUAAGUAAGUUUAAGAACACCUUUAACAUUCAUAAUUUGGAAAUGCUUUAUGCAGAAAAUAGGGACCCCCUAAUUGGGGAAGGAAAAGGGGACAUGUCGGUUCCUACAAACAGGUAG
Plasmodium malariae is the source of this 996-nucleotide messenger RNA. RefSeq names its product conserved Plasmodium protein, unknown function. The coding region runs from base 1 to 996 and encodes 331 amino acids. Lineage: Eukaryota; Apicomplexa; Aconoidasida; Haemosporida; Plasmodiidae. The record is from RefSeq and is a predicted model, not a curated record. The transcript has a single exon.